UUAUUGAAAAUUAUUUCAGCUUUAAGAUUGGUCGGAGGAUCCAGGAGCUCGGAAGGAAGAGUUGAAGUAUUUCAUAAUAACGCCUGGGGAACAGUUUGUGAUGACUCCUGGGAUAUAAAUGAUGCACAUGUCAUUUGCCGUCAGCUCGGGUAUCCUGGCGCUAUUAGUGCUCCAGGGUCUGCCCGAUUCGGGGCUGGAAGUGGUCCAAUUUGGCUGGAUGAUGUGAAUUGUCAAGGCAACGAAACUUCAAUUCUCUAUUGUGGGCACAGAGGAUGGGGCAUCGAGAACUGCGGUCACCAUGAAGAUGCCUCAGUAGUAUGUUAUGGACAAGGAUCUGGAGGUAAGAGUGCUAAGCAUGCUUUCUUUGUAAGACAAGCUAGAAUACUCCACUUUCCUAUCUCUAAGCGACAUUCUCCUUAAAUAAAUAAAUAAGUAAAUAAAUAAAUUUAUAAAAUGUUUAAUCAGUAAUAGAAGUAACAGAUAAUAAUAUAAUAGUUAUUAUGAUAAUAAUUAUAAUUUUUAAUCAAUAAUAAAUGAUAGAUACCUUAUUCAACUUUUAAAAAUAUAAUAAUAAUAAUAUUAAUAAUAAUAAUAAUAAUAAUAAUAAUAAUAAUCCUAAUAAUAAUGAUAAUGAUAAUGAUAUUGUAAUAAUUAUGAUAAUAAUUUUAUAAUGGCAGUGAAAAUGAUAAUGACAAUAAUAAUGAUAACGAUAAUACUGUGAUAAUAAUGAUCAUAAUCAUAUCUAUAACAAAUUUCUCAAAGCUGACUGGCUAUCAGCCUGCGUGGUAGCCGGACUUGCCACUCCUCAGGAGGAGGAGAAAAAGCGGAAGUACCAACAGAGGGUGCUGGAUGUUGAAAUGGGAUCUUUCACUCGCCUAGUUUUUGCAACCAACGGCGGGAUGGGAGCCGACUGCAACUGCUUCCUCAAACGCCUAGCCGAGAAGCUCUCAGAAAAGAAUGAGGAACCUUUUUUAUUUUAUUUAUUUAUUUAUUUUAUUUGCCACACUAAUUACAAAAAAUAUAGGAAAAGAAGAAGAAGAAGAAAAAAAAGAAUUGGCGAGGAGACCUAACAGAAACUAUAGGAGCUUAUGAGAGGUUAUGCCUCCUCGAACUAUGAGCUAGAGCUGUUUCACAUCAAUUGAAGAGAAGAAGGCGAAAAGUCGAAGAUGGAAAGAUUUAUAAACUGUUUUCAUACUUACUCAAUAAUCUAAUCUUCAGUUUUUUCUUAAAAGAGGAGAGGGAUUGAGAGUUGAUGAUCUUGUUGUCAAGUGAAUUAAAAAACUUAGGCCCUUGAAAAAAGGGCGAGAACUUCUUCGUGUUUGUACGACAAUACGGUAGACGGUAGGCCUGGGAAUUUCUUGUAUUGUAAGAGUGGAAUUGAUUGCUUUGAGAGAAAUUGUUAUUAAACUUUGGAGGUAAGAAUGAAUUUUUGCAAGAAUACAUAAGUUGGCCCAGUUGAAGCACAUGGAUAUCAUUAAAUUUUAGUAUACCGAGGUCCUUAAAGAUGGGGUCAGUAUGAGCAUUAAAAUGUGAUUUAUUAAUAAUUCUAAUAAUGCGCUUUUGCAGGAUAACAAGGCGGCGGAGAUUAGUUUUAUAGGUCGAAGCCCAAACGAUAUUGCAGUAGUAAAAAUAAGGAUAAAUUAAGGAAUAGUAGAGCAUACGUAAAGACGAUUUAGGAAGAAAGAAGCUGCAUCUAGAUAUUAUACCGAUUGACUUCGCAACUUUACUUGCAACGUGAGAUAUUUCCGACUUCCAAUUUAGGUUUUCAUCCAAAAUUACGCCUAGAAAAUUUGUCUCCUUUACUUUAGCAAUAUUUUGAUUAUCUAUACUUAUUUGAAUAUUACAAAUUGAACGCUUUUGUCUUGGUUUGAAGACCAUAAAUUUAGUCUUUUUAAGAUUUAGAGAAAGCUUGUUUGCUUUAAACCAGAUUGACAGUUUGUCCAUCUCCAAGUUUAACAUAUCUGAGAGAUAGUUCAGAUCUUUAUGUGACAUGAAUACAUUGGUAUCGUCAGCGAACAAUAUCAGAUUUAAUAGAUUAGAAGCAUUGUUGAUGUCGUUAAUGUACAGUAAGAAAAAUGAGAUUUCAUUUCUUAACAAACGGUGGCCAUUAUAUUCAACAUAUUGCUUUCUGUUUGAAAAGUAACUUCUUAUCCAGUCCAGCGCUAAGCCACGAAUACCGUAAUGUUCGAGUUUAUCAAAAAGGAUGAUAUGAUUUACAGUGUCAAAGGCUUUUGAGAGGUCAAGAAAAAUACCUACGGAAAAUUCACCUCGGUCAAAGGCAGUAGAGAUCUUAUCAUGCAAGUCGAUUAGCGCGAGUGCAGUGGAAUGAUUUUUCCUGAAGCCGUAUUGGUUACUACAGAGGAUGUUGAAGUUCAUCAGAUAUUGCAUUAAACGAUUGUAGAUAACUCUUUCAAAGAAUUUUGAAAAACUGGGAAGCACCGAGAUAGGUCGGUAGUUGGUGAAAAGCGACUGAUCAUCAGAUUUAAAAAUAGGUAUCACGCGAGCGAUUUUCAUUUCAUCGGGAACAAUACCAUGCUGGAUUGACAAGUUUAUGAUAUGGGUGAGUGGUUCAGAAACAAGUAGAAUGGACUCCUUAAUGACUGUCAUUGGAAUCUGGUCGUAGCCAGCUGCUUUGCCUGGAAGAAAAGUUUUCGCAAUCUCAGUGAUCUCAUCUUGAGUUGUAGGGUUGAAGAAUAUUGACUGUGUAAAGGAACCAUUAAGAAAACAACGGUGUGAAGCUGACGACUGUAUACCCCUUGCUAAAUUAGGACCGAUGCUUGAAAAAUAACUACAAAACUUGUUGGCAAUUUCGACAGGAUCAGUAACUUCACGAUCAUCAGCUUUAAAUGUUGAGCAUCUAUUGGAAUUUCUUUUGCUUCUGUUUAGAAUUUCAUUUAAAACUUUCCAAGUAGCACGAGUAUUAGAUUGAACGUUAUUCAAUUUCUUCUCAUAGUAUAGACGUUUUGCUGUCCGCAGAGAAUGAUUUAAUUUGUUUUUAUAACUUUUGUAAACUGAUUGACGAUCCAUUGUUGGAUUUCGCAGAUAUUUUUUAUAAAGCCUAUUUUUCUUCUUAAUACACUUAAUAAGCGCAUUGGAUAGCCACGGCUUAUUUAAACGAGACUGUUUUCUAGUUAAUUUUUUUACAGGGAAGCACACAUUAUAACUUUCAGAAUACUUCUUUAUAAAGCUAUUAUACGCGUUUUUGUGUUCAUGAUAACCAUCAAGGGAGGACCAGAUAAUUUCUUUUAGCGUUUCGAGAAAACUCGCUAAGUUUUCUUUAUUAUUGUCUCGAAUGACCACUGGGUCAUGAGCGUGGCUGUUGGAAGAGUCAUUAUUUGAAUGAAUCGAAAAAACAGGUAAGUGAUCAGAGAUAUCAGUAAUCAAUAAACCACUUCUCGAGUGAUCAAAAAAUGUGUUUGCGAAAAUGUUAUCUAGUGAUGUUGCGGUGUGAGAAGUUAUUCGGGUGGGACGUGUUAUCAUGGGAAAAAACAUAUACGAGUGCAAUCCAUCAAGGAAUUCGCCAGUGUUUUGGUGAUGUUGAAAGUUAAUUAAAUUCAAAUUGAAAUCACCCAUAAUAAAACAUAUUUUGUUCUCUCUAGAGAUUUUCGCUAACAGAUCAUUGUGUUUAAAAUCGAGAUUGUCAGAAAUAUAUAAGCCAACACCACCACCAGUUCUAUUUGGGCGAUGUUUGUGAAUAAAAUUGAAACCAUCUAUGUCUACUGAAUGGGAAUAAUCAUUUAGCCAAGUCUCAGAAACGCCAAUUAAAGAGAACCUAAUAUUCAAGCAUGUCAAAAGAAUAGAAAGGCUGUUUAGAUUACGUUGAAGACUACGAAUAUUUAGGUGUAGGAGCGAAAAAUCUUCAUCACAUAAAUUAUCAUUUCUCAACAUUUCGUUAAAUUUGUCUUCAAUGUAGUAAUCACAGUGGACGUCGACUGUGCAGAAAUUAACAUCAGGAUCUAUAUCGUCAGAACGAGUUAGGGAAAGAUUGUGACUUGAAAAUAAAGGAUGGUAAUUUAGGCUGGAAAGUCUGUCAGGAUCAUAACGGACCGGGCCAUGUUGAAGUUCGUAAAUUGCAAGGUUAAAACUAUAAUCGUCUAAAGCAUUAAAAGGUAAAGUGUGAUCAGGAAUCGAAGCCAUGGCUAAUAAAUAAUAAACACAUAAAUACGUACUAUAAAAAUUAUAGAAAGCUAAAGCACAAAACUACACAGCUACUUAACUGGGACGCUCAAUUCUGUCUUUAAUAACCAGCCUGUCUAAAACGAAAUAGGCUAUUUUCCCAUUUCUUCUCGCUUCUUCAAACUUAGGACGCUGCUCUUCCCUCUUGUCAAGGGUUUCUUGUGCCAGGUCUUCAUUAACAAAAAUUCCAGGGGGCUUGAUUCUCCUCGCACUUCUGAUGAUCAGUUCUUUUUGCUUCCAAUCGCGGAGGCGACAGACGAUGGUCCUUGGACGUCUUACGGAGCCAGUUGUAGCAUUUGCUCUUCUGCCGACUCGAUGAGCCCGCUCGAUAUCCGGUUCUUCAUCGAGGUUAAGCUUCUCUUUGAGUAUCUCCUUUGCUUUGGUUUCGGUGUUGUCCCAAGUUUCUGCUUCUUCCUCUCGAAUGCCGUCUAUUCGAAUAUUACUCCUUCUACUUUGGUUCUCCAGAUAUUCGAUCUUAUCAGUGUGGUAAUCGAGGGAACCGCACAUCUUUUCAAUCUCUUCUUCGACCUCAUGCAGUCGGGAUGAGCAUGGUUUCAAGUCCUUGAUAUCUUUCUGGGAGAACUCGAGGCUCACCUUCAAGUCGCUAGUGUCUUUCUCGUAAAUAUCUAGUCUAGCUUUGAUUUCUGCGACUUGGCCGAUGACGGAAUCUAGCCGUGCGUUUACGUUGGCUAACAGUGAGUCGAAUAAAUUCUUAAAACAUUAUAACAUUACUGUUUCUUGGAUUAGAACAUUGCUUUCUUUUGAGAUUUUAAGGUCGGCACACACAUGCGUAAGAGGUAUAUAGUCAGGUAUUUAGACGGUUUGCAGCACAGGCUAACUGGCUAUCAAUUGGCCUGACUUCAGCACUAAUAGGACAAUGUAAUAGGGCAGUACGCGUCAUGCCUUAUUAAAUGCGCGAAAUUAAAUGGCUUUGUGUCCUCCAAUUCGUGUCGGUAAACAUACUCGUUAUGAAACAAAUCAGACUCCCGCCACGCGGUCGUCUGAUUACAGCCCGAAUUGGACUCCACUCAGUCCUAUUACCAUUACAACUACUACUACUACUACUACUACUACUACUACUACUACUACUACUACUACUACCACUACCACUACCACUACCACUACCACUACCACUACCACUACCACUACCACUACCACUACCACUACCACUACCACUACCACUACCACUACCACUACCACUACCACUACCACUACCACUACCACUACCACUACCACUACCACUACCACUACCACUACCACUACCACUACCACUACCACUACCACUACCACUACCACUACCACUGCCACUGCCACUGCCACUGCCCCUGCCCCUGCCACUGCCCCUGCCACUGCCACUGCAAAUGCCAAUGCCACUGCCACUGCUACUGCUGCUGCUGCAGCUACUACCACUAACAACAACAACAACAAUAAUAAUGAUAAUAAUAAUAAUCAUCAUCAUCAUCAUCAUCAUCAUCAUCAACAUCAUUAAACGUUCUUCCUUGAAAUUUUCCUUUCUAAGGUUGUUCCAGGACCAUAAAUAGUACGUUUGGUGAUAUUGAGGUUAAUGGCACAAACAGCUACUAUGAAAUAUGUCAGUGGACCAUACUAAGUUCCAGUAUAUCCCAGGCCGUGGCUUUGCUCUCUGUACGAGAAUCAUAUCUCGUCUCGUGCAGGUAAACUUAAUGACGUAGUAAAAUCUUGUAACUAACGAAAUGAAUAAGAAUAAGUCACAUUUUUGUUUUGUUUUGUUUUGUUUUUACCUGCCAAAGUCAGCCGGAAUUGCUUUUUAUUUCCUGAUCGUUUUAAUCAAGCUUUAGUUGUGUGGGAUUCUUGCGGAAAAACCCUAUUUGGGGACCUGGAAAAAAUCCAUGUUCGGGCUGCUAAGAUUAUCUUUGGUUUAAAUUCGGGUACACGUCAAGCGACAAGGUGCUAGAAUAGCUACAUCAUGCGAACUGGUUUUCAUUCAAUAAUCUAUAUGAUCAUAAGUUGUUAUUACUGGCCCAUAAGUUGUUUUUACCAACCUGCUCCCGAAACUAUCCAGAUUUUUUUAAAAAGUACGACUGCAGUUAUAAUUUACGAAGAAAGAUUACGUCUGAUAUACCUUUCCCUAAGACAAUACUACUUCGUAAGUCCAGCUGCUGCAAAGCAUGGAACUCUCUGGAGACUCACACAGAAGAAUUACCAAGUUUUGACUCUUUUAAAAGGACACUGAAAAGUCAGCUUUUUUAAUUAAAUAUUUUUAGGCCUUGAAUUUUAUUGUACAUAGUAUUAUUGAUUACUUUUGAUAACGAUUUUCAUAAUACUUUUAGUUUUAACACGACCACAUCAGCUCUGCUGUACUUUUCGAUUGUCUACAAAUAAUUUUUUUUUCCUUUUUACCCUCUUUGUGAAUCUGAACAGCUGAUGAUAACCUUGCUUGAAAAGAAAAGUAAUAUCCCUAGAAGUGUGAAGUAAAGAUAUUUUUGCUGCACAUGUAUUGUCUAUCAAAACGCUAGCACUUGAUUGAAAGGACCUUCCGAUGUGUCAUUCCCAGCAACGUUGUCUUUUAAACUUCCUGGAAGCUGAUGUUUCCUGACGUUACACUGAUUAACUUUUCUAAACCGCUUUUUAUCAUUACCAAUGAUCACUGUGUAUUGUCAUUACUAUGUAUUAUUGUCAUUUUCAUUGCCAUUCAGAUAUUUUAGCUGUUAUUAAUUGUCAUAUUUUGUUUUUAUCACACAGGGAAUAUGUGAAAAUCACUGAUGGAGUAGGUACCGAGGUUUUGCAUCAACGAGGGUGCGUGCCUUUCGCUACAGAGAAUUUGUUGGAUGUACAGUUUGGUUCGUCCGGUAACAUCUCAGUUCAAGUGUAUUUAGAAAACGCUCAAAGCAGGGUGAAAAUCAAGUUUGCGGUUUUGAAGAAUGGCAUAUCAUCAGGUAUGUUUUAGUCGAUACAGUGUACUGAAUUUUACAAAAUCUUGACAUCACCAAGGUAACUGGUGCAGAUAAUGUCCCUGCUCGUAUUCUCAAAGCUUGUUCUGAAGAAUUGUCUACACCUUUAGCCCUUUUGUUGAACAGAUCCUUUAGUCUAAGGAGAGUCCCUGAGCAAUGGAAACUUGCUAACAUUACACCGAUCUUCAAAGCAAAUGAAAGAGACCUUGUGGAAAAUUACAGAUCUAUUUCACUUCUGUCUAUUCCAGGAAAGUGUCAGGAGCGUAUAGUUCAUACUGCAAUUUAUUCCCAUGUCUCUGCUUAUCUAUCUGAUUGGCAGCAUGCAUUUGUUAAAGGGAAAUCUACUGCUACACAACUAAUUUUGACUCAUCAUAAGUGGGCGAAAACACUUGAUGAGGGACGCUAAGUUGACGUAGCCUUUGUUAGCUUUCGAUCGUGUUCCCCAUAAUGUCUUGCUGCACAAGCUUGGUAAUCUUGGAAUAUCUGGGAAUUUGCUGAACUGGUGUAAAGACUACCUUAGUAACCGAACUCAGAGAGUAGUCAUAGAUGGUUAUUCUUCCUCUUUGUCGGAAAUUAGUUCCGGUGUACCACAAGGUUCUAUCCUUGGGCCACUGUUUUUUGUAAUCUUCAUCAAUGAUUUACCAGAUGUAGUCUGUUCUGAUAAUACCAUUGCACUGUAUGCAGACGAUAGUAAGAUGUUUAGAGUAAUUGACUGUGAUGAAGAUCUGAUUUACUUCCAAGAGGACCUAGACAAACUCCAUCAAUGGAGUCAACGUAAUCAGAUGGACUUCAACACUAAAAAGUGUAAGAUCAUGAGAAUCACUAGGAAACAAGUACCCUUUACUAACAGUGUGCAUAUGAAUGAUACCGUUCUUGAGGAGGUUAAAGAAUUUAAGGAUCUCGGAAUAUUGACUGAUUGAAGUUUAUCCUGGAACUCUUAUACUGACAUGAUUACUGCUAAGGGAAACAAUGCUGGGCCUAAUUAAAAGAACGUGCAAGGAUCUCAAGGAUACAGCCACUUUAAAGACCUUGUUUUGUUCCCUCGUCAGAUCUAAUUUGGAAUACUGUUCGGUUGUCUGGUCUCCUUUCACAAAGAGAAACAUAGAAAAUCUUGAAAGAAUUCAACGUAGGGCAACCAAGUUUAUUCUAAAAUCCAAUGAUCAAUACGAUAUUCGUUUAAGAGAGCUCAAGUUGUUUGUUAACCCUUGAACAGAGACGUUUCUUAUUUGAUGUCACUUUUUUGUUUAAGGCCCUCAAUGGCUAUAUGGAUGUGGAUUUUUCUCAAUUUUUGGAUUUUUAUUGUCAAGAGGAUCGCUACUCGUUUCGACCCUUUGAUUAUAGAUCAUUAAAGAACAGAUUUGCGAGGACAUAUGCACUCAAAAACAGUUUCUUUUAUAAGAUAGUGGAUAAAUGGAACAUUCUGCCUUAUGAGAUCCGCUCUGCUUCAAAUGUCUGCAUUUUUAAAUCCAAAGUUAUGAGAUUUUUAUUGAAAUGUGAAUAAUAUAUAUUAGCUUGUAUUUUUUUAAGUAAUGUUACUGCUACGGGUAGUUGUUUCCUUACGAUUGUCCAGAUCGAGCGCUCUCUAUGAUGGUGGCCAUCUUAAUUCAAACCGUUUCCCACCAGCUAGGUAGAAUAGACCUUAUUCACGAUACCCGCCAUCUUUGCACGCGCUUUGGGAUUGAUGGGAUAAAAGCAAUGUCACGUAAUACAUCACGGGGCAAGCAAGUGAUAAAAAUUGCCAAUACGACUAAUCUCUGUCGAGUUCUAUUAUUUUAUCAAAACGAGACAACGAUUUUUAAUAAACACGCAAAAUUUAGAGUUGGAGUUUCGAAAAGUUUUAUGAUAUUUCUGUUUGUUGUGAGGAAAUCUACGGUCGCUACCGCACUUAACGAAGUAUAUAUGAUCACUUUCACCCAUACCGAGUAAUUUGCCACAACCGUCUUUAAAAUAAACGUUCUUCAUCUAGAAUGAACAAACUCGACCGCGAUUUGUAUUCAAAAGAGAUAUACUUUACUUCCCUAUGAUGAUUGACAGUUUUGAAGAAUGACUUUUUCGGUUUCUGUGUAGGAUUAACUCUUUAACUGAUCGUAGCUAGACGUUAAGUUCAAAAAGGAGAGACUUAGUCCAUGCAAAGCCGUUUGAGGAAUUUAUGAACUAUCGAUCGCGCGGCUGCUGUUAGGGUAGCAAACCAUUUGGUAUUUAGCAUUAGAAGAGCUACUACAUGACCUCCCUCCCCGGAAAGAAGAAAAACAAUAUGACCGCUAGAUAAAUCCUCUUGCCUUUUAAAGUACUCCUUUAUUAACAAACAUUGAACUAUUAUUUCGGGAAACAAACAGUGUAGUUGAAAAAGGAUUCUUCAAAAAUCUCACAGUAGGUCUCUUUUUCGAUGUUAACUUGCAAUAUCGGUCAAUUUACGCAACUUUUAAAAGUCUGGCUCAGUUUUCGUUUGCUUCUGCGCUGAAAAUGGAAUUAUAAUUACUUAGAGGCAAUACAGUAUUAAGAUUGGUAGAGAAAAAUUAUUAUAACGAAAAAUGUACUUUAAAAACGAACUAAAAUAUUCAAAACGUUCCGAUCACGUGACUGAUGACGUCAUGUCCAUCUUUUGGUCAUGAAAGAAAAAAAUAUUAGGUAGAAUAUUGCUUUCCUGCAAAUAGUCUGACAUUCUUUUAUGUAUAAAAUUCUCAAAGGUACAAAGCUUUUUAAAAAAAUGGCCUCAAAUGGUUCUGGGAGAAUUUUUAUGAUAAUUAUUAUAAAUUACAGUUUAUAAUAAUAAUAAUAAUUAUUAUUAUUAUUAUUAUUAUUAUUAUUAUUAUUAUUAUUGUCUCUAUUAUCACAGUCUUUGCUGGUGUUCUUUUUGUGCAUCAGCCGCGCGCAAACCAUGCACCUAGAGCGUCAGUCACUCAAGUCAAUCAUUCUGUUCAUACACUGAGCACCUUUCUGAGGAUUCGUGCAGAUCCCAGCAUGCAGAUCUUUUGAAUCUCUGUCAUAGUAGCUCUCUCUGAUACUUUCUUGAUGUUUUCUACCAUACCCUUCUUCACUGUACCAAGCGCACUAACAACCUCAGGGAUCACUACGGUUUUCAUAUGCCACAUUCUCUGUAUUCUAGUUCUAGGUCUUUGCAUUUUUUUUUUCAGUUUCCUUCAGUGCGAUGAUUCUAUCUGAUGGAACAGUCAUAUCAAUAAGGUUGCAGGUGGAAUUCACUGAAUCUUUAACGAUGAUAUCUGGUCUGCUCGCUGUUAUAGUUCUAUCAGUAUUGACUGGCAUGCCCCACAUGAUGGUGAUGUUGUUAUCUUUAUUGUGUAUCACGGUCUCCGGUUCGUGUUCGUCCCAGUUGUCUGUAAUCUCUAUAUCAUGAUCUUUACAUAUGCUCCAAUGGAGAUAUGCUGCAGCAUUAUUGUGCCACAUCCGGAUACAAUAUGGUCCACUGUCUCAUUCACAAUGUUGCGAACACAAUCUGCAUUUGCUCUCCACUUGCUGGCCACAUAUUACUUUCUGGUAGUUUCUGGGUUUAUUGCCUGGUCUUGAGCUGCUACAAGUAGUCGCUCUGUUUCGCCUCUCAAAUUACUUGACAACCAUUUGUUGGUGGUGACUGUGUCUACAUGAGGCUUCUCUAGGAUCUUUGGAUACUGGCCAUGCAAUGCUUUGCUUUUCCACUUUUCUUCUUUCAUUGACUUCAUCUUGGACUUAAACACGCGUUUCAGGGGUUUAGCAUUUUCAGAGGCAGAUUUAUCUUCUCUGUUCUCAAUCUCUGGCAUUGUUACUUCGCUUUUGAAUUUAGUAGCAUUCUUGGAUAUUGAAUUUUUGGCUUUAGAUCUUUCAUGUUCAAGCACCUGCUUUGGAUAUUGCCCUUCCUUGUGCUUCAGAUAGUGAUCAAGCCCUAUUGUUGCAGUUUUGAAUGCUGUUUCUACAUCAAUCAUGCCCCUACCUCCAUCUUUUCUUGGGAUGUACAGCCUUUCCACAUCUGCUUUAGGAUGUAACAUCUUGUGCAUGUUCAAUACUUUGCGUGUUUUUGUGUCAAUCUUCUUCAGUUCUGAGAUUUUCCAGUCAAUGAUGCCAAAGCUAUAUUGCACAACUGGGACUGCAAGACUAUUGAUAGCUUCUAUUUUGUUAUUAUUAUUAUGUCGCAGUAUGAAACUUUGGAAUGCUGUCCACAUUAUGAGUAGUAUAGGGCGCAUAGCGUAACCUACACCACUUGAGAAGCUAUACUUAGAAGUAAAAAAAGGUCGAUACGAAACCUAAUACAAUCCUAAAAUACAUAGUGAUAAGAAUCUCUCUACUUAAAAAGCUAAUUUAGAAUAUUAUUAAAUUCUGAUACUCUGUAAAACCUUCGCUAUCUCUACUAAAAGCUUAUACAUAGUGAUAUAAAUCUCUCUACUUAAAAAGUCAAUUUAGAAUAUUAUUAAAUUCUGAUACUCUGUAAAACCUUCGCUAUCUCUACUAAAAACAUAUUUAUAAUAAUAUCACACUCUAAUGUUGUAAAAAAUCUAAGUAAAAACGUCAGCAAGCUUGUGUUUCUAGAUUUCUAGAGAAAAAACAAAAACCUAAAAACUGAAGUCCAUAGCGCCCUAACUAAGUAUUUAUCUUAAAUGUUCUGGCAAUGUUUAAAGUGUUUGAGAUGAGCGACUUCUGCAUUCGCUCAAGUACGCUCCGUGCUCUCGCUCCAAGUAGCUUCCUCACCGACUUCUCUAGGUGUUUAGAGUAACCCCCCAGUACGUCAAUUAUUACGUUGUACUGUUCAACCCUGUAACCAUUGUAUCUCUGCUUCAGCUCCCACAUCAUGGGCCCAUACUGGAGUGUCUUUUCCUCAUCUUUCUUAGCUCUAAUCUCAAUCCAUGGGCAGCUCAUUUCAAUUGUGCAGACUUCUUUCCUCUCGUGGUUGACAAGUCGCGCGUCGAUCCGAUUUGCUCUAACUUCGUUGUGCUCUGCAUAGAUGGGAAUAUCCCAAAACGCCUCACUCGUGGUGUUCUGGUAGGCUGGUUUUGGCAUCACCGGUGAGUACCAUGGUGGAACCUCUUCCAUUAACCCAUGCUCUCGCAGGAGCUCAAAAAACAGAAUCUUCAAAGCUGCAUUAUGCCUGUAUAGGUACUUGGUUUGUGCCAGGGAGGAACAUCCAGCCAGUACAUGUGCAACGCUCUCAGCUACCUUCCCACAUAACCUGCAUAGAACUUCGCCGUCGGUGGAGGUUUGCGUCUUCUCCUUUGUGUAGAGCUUCGUAGGUAACAACUGCUCAUACAGUUCAUACAUGCCCGCGAUGGUAUGUGUAGGGCAUGUAGCCCAACCUUUUAACCAUGCAAAGCAACUGGCUAUACCUAGGCUCUCAUCUUCCCAUCUGAUACGGAAUAACUUUCCUUGCCACUUUUUGUUAUUAUUAUUAUUAUUAUUAUUAUUAUUAUUAUUAUUAUUAUUAUAUUUUCUUUUUCAGCUUUACCGCUUUCAGGAUGGAAUGUGACUGUUUUGAUGUCCAGUCAUUUUGGUUUUACUAUUCAGUUGUCUGCACUCCACACGUACAUUGACCGGACUGCCAGUUUUUAUUUGAUUGUUCUUAAAACUCCAGCGGGAUAUGUACUGGCUGCGGAAACUUUUCCAGCAAGUGCGACAACUGAAGAUAUCACCGGGCUGAGACCUUCCACGAUGUACCGAUUUUGCGUGUAUGGAAUUGACGAGACUGGACAAGCCUACAAAACCAGUGAAAGUCUGGCUUCAACCACUGAUGGUAAACUAUACAUUUUGCAUUGCUUUCUGUUUAUGUGGGUUUUGUUAAACGGCACCAGCUUACCUCUAAUUUAAUCCAGGCCAUACUUCACGGUCUCGAAUGCAGAAAGUUUUGUUUGAUAAGAUUAUGAUUCCUUCGAAGAAAAGGGAAGGCGCGUUCAGAUUAUUGAAAAGUUAGUACUUCAGCAUCAAUGAAAGUGCCUUGAAGGUUUAGACUACCUGCUUGUAGCCUUACGUCUUGUUUCGUGAUUGUAGCCCUAGUUCCAUACCUGAGCUUAUAUCUCGCUCUUUCACUGCUAAAUAAUACACGGUCAUAACCUAGUUUUUGUUUUGUUUUGUUUUUAAAACAAAAUAUCUGACCCAAUCAGACAAACGCUUUCGCCUUUUUCUGAUAGUUUCUUUUAUUUUUCUAUUAUAUAAAGUAUUUUGUGGCUCUCGACCAAGCGCUAGUAGUCAAAUUGUUGGUGGUUCAGUUGCAAGAGUGAAUAGCUGGCCGUGGCAGGUGAUGUUGAUCAGAACUUCUGGAAGCCGGUUGUUUUGCGGCGGAUCGUUAGUAGACCCUUAUUGGGUGGUGACCGCUGCACAUUGUGUCAGAGGGAAAUCGCCGUCUUCCAUCAAAGUAAAGUAAGUUACGCUUUAACUUUUUCAAAACCAGAAGAAAUUCCCCACUUAGGAAAAUCUAGGGAGAAGCUUUGGGCGCAGUGAUUGCCUGAAUUUUAUCGAGCUCUCUUUGUAUUGUCUUAAGUUAUAAGUGAUUUCAAUCGCGACAGCAGCAGUAUGCCACAUUUUGAACUAUGAGUUGUGCUACCGUGCGUUGUUGAAUUGAGGCCUCAAAUGUCAUAAAUGACCCUAAAUGUAAUAAAGUUUCUAGUGUAAUAAAGAGCGCUUUCCAUUCAACCCAAAAGUCCGGAAAUUUCGGUUGGUUCAUCAAAUGGAACGGACCAUUUCGGUUUGGUCCGACCGGAAUAUUCGGGACCAGCUUUGAAGGUGGUAAACUGUGACCGGUCUGGUCAUUUCGGUCGGUCGGACCGAAAUGUCCCUUUCCAUUUGCCAAAAUUGUUGUCCCCAGUACCGUUCUUUUCUAUCCCGCUUACAAGAACAACUAGUUUCCAGUGGAAAGUGAAGUGCUGAGAGUAAAGCAUGAAAUCUCAAAUAGUUUGAAUCAGUUGCAGUUUUUUUCGAUUUUUGAUAUUUGCCAUUAACAUUGUCAAAUAACUGACGCAACACGACACGUAGGUGACAAAAAGAGUAUGUGUAAUCAGCAAGCUACAAUUGUAUAAAAGUCCGUGAGAAUCAACGUAUUACUUGUCUGAAACCUGUCGACGAUAUUUAACUAAAGCAAUUUAUCAAUUAAGCGGAAAUGAAUACAACAAAGCCUGGCUGAAAACAAAUUGGCCAAACACCGAAUUUAUUUACCUUACGGUUCCAGGAAUUGCUUCGAAUCGGUCGAAUAUUCUGAGAAACGUAUCGCUUCAAUUUACAAGAAUUUUUUACCUUCACUUGCAUUCAUAGGCUUUCUACACGAAAGUAUUCCUCCGCCUUUAGUUUUCCACCGCCCCUUUUCGACAGUCGAGUGUUCUUUAGGAUAUAAACAGUAUUUACUUUUCACUUUUAGAGCGUAAUUAUGAGUGUGCUGCAAAGCCACAAUAACAAAACGGCCGGUAGCUUGGGUCGGGUCUGUGCUAUCGGAAAGUAUCGUUCCAUUGAGCACGGGAAGUUUCCGAAAUUUCAAACCGGAACUUUUGUUGGAUGGAAAGCGUCCAAAGUUUGGCCCUAAAUGCAAUAUAGGUUCUAAGUGUAAUAAAGUAGUAAGAGAGUAGAAUAACUAUUGGCCGUAACCUUGAUAAAGUCGCAUUGACUUAAAUGUCAUAGCCAGGCGAUUUACUUUCUACGCCAUAUUGAAGUGCAGGGCGGGCUGGCAGCGAGGUCUGGAACCAAAUUUACAUGAUCACCCCAGUUAAGAAAUUUGGCCGAGUGAGACUGAGUACCAAUUUCCUUAAAAAAAAAAAAAUAUGGCGCAGAAUGCAGACAUGGAAGGACGGUGACUUUUUCCUCGGUUUUAAGUUUUCCCGCGUCCAAAUAUCAAGAAAAGGUUUUCAUGAACUUUUUUAAUGGAAUUUUUGGACAGUCAUGGGUGACUUUACUUUUCGUGAUUCAGCAUCUCGGCAAGUUCAGUUAUUUAUAAGCUCCGUGAAUUUUACGAGUGACCAGCCUGCUCCAUCUCUUAUUUUUUUUCCACUUGCAGCGGCAUUACGACUCUCUUCCUUAUCCUAAACAUAUGCUAUGAGCACACUACAUAAGUAUGAGUCUUGCAACAUUCAGCAUUUAAAUGUUCUUUAAACCAAUUUUCUACUGCGCUGCUCGUACGUUUGUUUGUACAUUGGGAGCCAGAACAAAUAUUUAUGGGCUUAAAUACAGAAUACAGGGCCAGAUGAGUUAAAGCCAGGGUAAAUUUUCCAGUCACUUUGAUUCACAUAUACUGGGUCUGUCAGUAUAAGCUAUUUUUAUUACCAGAAGGCUGGGAGGGGUUUUGAAGGUUCAUUACCUUCAAAACCUUCAGUGGAACAUCAUUGGACUGAUAAUCAAUAAAUAUUUCCAACAGCAAUACCGUAUUUAGUAGUUUAUAUUAGAUAGUGACUUCGGUUUCAAGUAUUUCCUUGAAAUUGUUGCUACACAAAUUACCCUUUAGUUCUGAAUUAUACUUGAAAUGAUUAUUAUUUAGUGUGGGGACAAGAGGCUAAUCCAGUUGCUAAUAAGAGUGAGUACUACAUUAGAGAGGGGUAUGCAUUGAGAAAAUCCCUCAAGGGACUAAAGUACGAGAAACAGAAAAAAGAAAAUUGAAUGUUUUCCAAAGUUUAUAAAGAGAAUCAAAAAGAUAAAUGUCACCAUUUUCCUGGUAUUAUAAAUUUCCUUUAAAGCAUAUUUAGCCAGAUAUGGUCCUCGUCAAAACAUGCAAACUUGAACAUUUAUUUUCUGAACUUCGCUAAUCUUUUUUAAAGGGAACCUCCACUCUUACUACAGAAUAAGAUUAAAUCGAAUAAAAUUAUGUUGAUAAACAAAUUUGUUGGAAAUUUGUCCCUAAGAAAGUGUUUGUAUCAGGAAAAGUUAAUUUUAAAAUCGCUUAUUUUCACUUUCAAAUUUCGCGGGCGCCGCCAUCUUGAAUAAUUGUGACGUGCUAUGGUUGCUCUAUUGUUCUGACACAAAGAGCUUUUGUUUAGUAACAAUAGGGCAACCGUAACACCUCACAAUUAUUCAAGAUGGCGACGCCCGCAAAAUUUGAAAACAAAAAUAGGCGAAUCUAAAAGUUAUUUCUUUCGGAUACAAACGCUUUUUUUAAAAAUAUUUUAGAUUGACUUGACUGUAACAGUUAUUUCCUGUGAUUUAAAGUUAUCUUUUUGUUGAAGUGGAGGUUCCCUUUAAAACCAUACUCUUGUUCCAAGGGGUGGUGCAGUUUUUUGGAAUUUAUAAUUUUUCCCUCUUUGUUUGCAAAAAAGCACACUAGAAUGAGGACUCCAUCUGAAGGCAGUGUAAUAACUGCUAUCACGAAAAGAGAAUUCCAAACACACACAAAAAUUACCCUUUCAUUUGCCUAAGCUUCGUUUGUUGGAAACUACAGUAAAGUUUAAAUUAAAUCACUGGAAGAUAAGAACUUAAGCAUAUAAAUGUGCAAAAUCAAGAGAGAAUGAUCUCUUGGAAAAAUUUAUUAAGCUUUUACUACAUAAAGAAAUACAUGAACUACGAGGUUUGACCAUGCCACUCAAUUAUGCAACGCAACUCUGCCAGGAUAAAUUCAAGUCAGAUGAAGGAUGAAGAAUUAAGACUCUCAAUCACCAUUUCGUGUCGUCUUAAAGGUGUAGUAAAACCGUUAACAACUCUGACAACUCUUCCACUCGACCACAGCCACUGCACUUUUUUUUUAUAUCACGAGGAAUUAAUUUUGGGCCUUUCACUUGAAAAUAUAAAUUUCUCUACAUACGUAUUGGAGGGUUGGCCCUUCUUUUGGUCCUUUGGGUCUUCUAAACAGAAACACAGCUUGAGAGCCUGCAUCUAGAGAGGUGAAGUGAGACAAAGGGUCGGGCAUCGAGGAACAAUGACUGUUUACUAUCAGCUGCGAAGACUAGACCACGAGCAGUCUCUCUUUUCCUUGGUCCGUCGCUCCCUUUACUAAAUCUGAAGAAAAAACAAGGCUGAGGCAUAAAACGUUUUCGGUAAACAAUAUGUAGUAUUACUUAACUGGGCAAUGUGAACAUGGUGGAUUAAUUAUAAAAGAAAAGCAGGAAACAACAAAUCCUUAAAUGAUCAUGAUAGUCUUGGUAAAAUUCUCUGAUAUUUAGAUCAGAGUUCUAAACAAACCCAACGGUGCCUGGCCUUGUUAAAUCCCAGCCUGAUAUUAAGAAAAGAAGGAAAACUAACCACUGAAGAAGUAGUGUGAAACGCUAAACUUUGUGUAAAUCAGACACCAAGUAGAUCUGUUGGAUCGAUCUUGGAAAGCGUGGAAGGAUUAAAUUUCAGAUCAAGGACUGUUUAUCAAUAUAUAUUCUCCGUUAUGAAUGUUUUCAGUACGGUUCAUUUGUCUUUAAAGUGUUUAAUGUAAAAAUAGCAAAGCAGUUGCGGCUGAGUUAAAAGUUAAAUAGAAAAUGGACCCCCCUGUUCUGCAAAGUUACCAGGGUUCUGAAUUUAAAGGAGCUCUGAAAGGACGUCUUCUUAAAUUGCGAGUAAAAUUGGUAUACAGCCGCCCAUACCAUCCCCAUUCUAGUCAAGGGAAAUAGUAGUCAUUGCGCUGUAAAUUCUUGCUCUAAGUUCCAAGACGGAGUAUGAUUCUUUAAAACUGGUCAGAAGAAAAGUCCUUAUUAGGAUAAAAGCACUGGCUGAAAACCAGAGGAUUUUUACACCAGGAACUAAGAAAAAGUACUAAAGUACAUGUACAUCUCUCCAUUUGAGGUGUAUUUUGCACACACAAGCCUAGUUUCCAUAUUAACCAAGUUUCUAUACGUUUGGGACCUUUAUUUCAUUUAGGUCCAAAAUUUCUUACAUUUAGUGCCUUUCUUACAUUUAGGCUUAGAACCUUUAUUACAUUUUAGGUCUCAACAGCGUGCAUCAUUUAGUUACUCUGGCUACUUAACGUCUCCUUUAAAUUCACAACUACGAUCACAUUGGUCCUGGGAAGGAUGAUCAUUAAGUUUGUUCAUAAUUGCCUUGUUGUUGUUACUAUAAUCGUCAUCAUUAUCACUCUAUCGUCAGAAUCUGAGUAAUUCUAGACCAUAUACUUUUUUAAAAACAAUAUUUUUAUACAACCUCGUUCCCAGCGUCCCCUAUUCCUCGUCCCCUGAGGUAUGAAAGAGAGGACCGGGGGAGCCUGAGAACGAGGUUGUAUUGCUUGCACUUCUGUCUUCUGUCGUAUUUAUUAUUAUUUAUUUACUUAAUAUUUAUUAUUUGUUUAGGUUGGGAGCCCACUAUAGAACAACCUUCAGUGUUGGGACAGAACAGGAAAUUAAGGUCGCACAGAUCAUCAGGCAUGAAAACUAUAAUAACCCAUUGAACUAUAGCAAUGAUAUCGCCCUGAUUAAGCUCUUAAAACCUGCAAAUCUUGGGGUGGGCAUCGGGCUUGUUUGCCUGCCUGAUAUGCAACACCCUCUCCCUUUUGACAAUUUGAACAGAAAGUGCUGGAUUACAGGCUGGAGUACACUGUCUUCAGGGGGGUCCCAGCCAAAUACACUUAUGGAAGCUCAGAUUCCAUUGGUCUCCAAGAGGCGUUGUGUGAAUUUCUACCCUGGAAAGAUUGAUGAUUCGAUGCUCUGUGCUGGCCUCGAUACAGGAGGAGUUGACACUUGUCAAGGCGAUAGUGGUGGUCCAUUGGUGUGUGAGUUUAACGGUACAUGGUUUCUUGAAGGCGUAACUAGUUGGGGUUACAGAUGUGCGUAUGCUUCUAAGUAUGGAGUAAAUGUUAACGUUAGAGAUCUGAAACAAUGGUUAACAAACCAUAUUUAUCAAGCAAUACCGCCUGCUGUUUUACCACAAAAUCAAUCAGUGUCCGCGUUAGGUAAGUACACUAAACAGCUUUUAUAAUUGUUUCUUAAACCCCUGUCUUACAAACUGAGAAAAAGGUUCCCUUACUCUCACCAUCUAGCCAACGUCUAUUUACUGGGUUUAGGUCACUGACUACGUAGUCGUCGCAUUGUCAGUCCUACUGCAUUUAUUUAGUACUGUUAUUGUUCCAACACUGUUCGUUUUUCUGGGACAGUCGUGGAAAUGGGAGCAAAUCUUAUCUAGAUAAGCUAAACAGACGUGCCGCCUGUAUUAUUGAGUGUCCAUUUUUCAGGGCUGUGUGCGUCUUAGUCUUUAAAUGUCUUCAUGGAAUGACGUCAUUGUACUUACAUUCGGAGGUUAGGUACGCGCAGCAAGUUCAUGGCUGCAACAGCAGCAGCCAUGAUUUUCUGGGUCCUCCUGGCGAAAACUGCCACGUUCCAAAGCGACGCUCAUUGAAUUUAAGAUUAAGCUCAAACGCCAUCUUAGACAAUAAUACCUGUACACUGUACAUGCUGUACAUGUUGCCUUGAUAACUCAGCUGAUUGUGUAGUCUCUUUAAUGUUUAAUUUUAAUAUCGUUUUAUUACUCAUUCAAAAUAUUUCGCCAAUUCUGGUUGGCUAAAAGCACACGCAUAAUUCAUCAUAACCAGUUAGCCAUGACCCAAUUGGGAAGAAUUUUGCGUUUAACGAGGAAAUGAUGUCAAAAAUGCAGCCUUCUACGGGUUAAUGAACCGUUAACCGAGAAGACCUGGGGACGAGGUUGAGUUGUUUUGAUUGGGAAAACAAAAUGGCUGACACCUCACUCGUUUCAAGAGUAAGAACUAGAGCUUGAACUAGGCUAAGUAAUGGCUAAAAAUCAUAUCAAAAACAGCAAGAAGACAACUCGGAGUGCGACAUCUGCUAUUUUGAGAAUAUUUGCGCAGCUGGACAAACCUAAAUGUACACUAUCGAAGAUGAGCUUAACAUCGAUGGAUCGAUGGAGGUAUAUAGCAAGCAUGUUUUAGCUAUGUUUUUAAAGUAGGAAUUAUUUUGAAUGAAUAAUAAAACAAUUAUUGAAUUCGGCUUUCGUAUCAUAUGAAGAAUUAUGGAGAAUUAUUUUUCAUAAGAUCCUCAGCCUCAUUGAUUUCAUUAAUUGUUAAGUUUUGGUUGUGUCAGGACUUCAUUUAAAGGAGCUCUGCUAAAUUAGAUGCCCCUGGUUAAAUAUUCAUUUUUAUUAUUUUGAAUAAAUGAAAAAUAAAUUUGUUUAUUAGUCUUAACCAGGAAGUUGAUGUUUGGAGGAAAAAUGAAAAUGUUUGUUUGUUUAUCAUUUAUUUAACGUGUUUAGUAUGGUGCUCCUUUGACAAUGGAUUAUGCUCCGGAUGGAAUCAAUCUUCUUCAGAUGAUUUUGAUUGGACACUUUCGUCUGGUUCAACACCAUCCGCGUAUACAGGCCCGUCUUCUGGUCAAGGGGGAUCAGGUCAGGUUUAGUUAUUAUGUUUCAUUUCAGUCCCCAUUUCCUCCUCACUGCAGAAGAAAUACUGCUUAAAUUAACUAUGAGUUCCCGUAGUUAUUUCAAUGAAGUAAAAUUUAAUGUAACUAUGUUGCACGUAUGCAGUUAAAGUCUCUACUUAUUUGUAACUAAAUUCAAUUAAGUGCCCGUAGCCAUUCUAGUGAAGUGUAUUUAAUCUGUGUUAUACAUACAUAUGAUGAUUAAACCUCAUUAGUUAUGAAGUAUUUUACAUUAUAUGUGGAUUUUUAUUAUGCGUUUUUUUAGUCAAAGCUGGCUCUUAACGAAAAGAACCGAAGACAACUUUUUUGUUGACAUUUCUUUUAAAAGAUGCAACAACCACAUGUAAACAAUCAAAAGCAUAAACAUCAAAACCACAACAAAUCCCUCACUUGAGGUUCAUAGCACAAGACAAGGCUAAAACUUUAUUUUUACACCACAUACAAAAAACAAAGACAAAACAAAACAAAACAACACGACGUUACUACUGAGUAUGUAAGAUACUUAAGGUAUAACAUAGAAACAAAUAGCUAUAAAGCUAAUCUAGGUAAGAGUCAUUAUACACUUUAAAAACAAUAAAAGAGGUUAUUACAUGGAUGCACAUCCAGCUGUCCAGUCGUCCUUUUUUUGAGUAAUAUUUCCCUUCUCCUCUUUUUCUUAAAGGAAAAUAUAUGUACAUUGAAACGUCCUCCCCAAGAAGACCCGGCGACAAAGCCAAGCUUAUUCUUACUGUUCCAAACAACGGAGAAAUGUCGUGCCUUUCAUUUUACUAUCAUAUGUAUGGCGCUACAGUUGGAACUCUCAACGUCUUCAGCGGAAACAGCAAAGUCUUUAAUAUUUCAGGACAUCAGAGUACUAACUGGAUUAUGGUGGAAAGAAACAUAAUUCUGAAUGGAGUGGUGAGAGACAAAAAAAUUCUCUCUAGCGUGUUCUUAGUUAAGUCGAAUUAAUCGUCUGAACUAACUAUUCCUCACUUUUAGUUUGAAAUCUUUUGACCCACCUUAUACAUGCAUAACCUCCCUUCCCCCUCAUGGUGAAAACAUACAAUAAUAACGAUGAUAAUAAUAGUAAUAAUCAUCAUCACCAUCAUCAUCAUCAUCAUCAUCAUCAUCAUCAUCACCAUCACCAUCAUCAUCAUGAUCAUCAUCGUCGUCACCAUUAUUAUCAACAUCAUCAUCAUUAUCAUAAAUCACUGCAUAAAUAUAUCAAUAGCAAAAAAAUUCUUCUUGAUGAUUGACCACCCGACAAUAACGAAGCUUUGCCAAUUACUUCGCACUUACUAACUGCCAACUAGCGAGGUAAUCGUCGUGAGAUGGUGGGAAGAAAAGGGAAGUGAAAGCUUGGUUUAUUACCCCAAUAAGUAGAUAGAAAGCGAUAGGUGUAUUGCUUACUAAAAUUAACCCUUUUCGCAGGUAAUAUUUGAGGGGAUUGCAGGAAAGUCAUUUACCGGUGAUAUCGCGAUUGAUAGUGUAGAAAUAAACAGUGGAGGCUGUAAAGGUAAAAAUAACUGAGAUGUAUAUUUUUAGCUUACAUUUUUUCUCGCGCGCUGGCGUUUCCCUUCGCGGCAAAAUGUUUUCCAGCUAGAACUUGCACAAGUAAUCCUGCUUAUACGGCGAAUAUUCUCAUUUUAACCACACACUCUUCAGCUCUUCUACUCAAUCUUCGUGGUUUUGUUUACCACUGUGGUGUAAAUCGUCUUGCCAUUUAUACCAUUCAUCUGUAUUCAUCAUUCAAGUAAAAUGACACCUGCUUUAUUUACGCGAUUCUCCCUUAGUAUCCUGUAACUUUGAUAAUGGAUUAUGCUUCGGAUGUAGCCAGUCGAGGGAGGAUGUAUUUGACUGGACGUUGUACUCUGGUUCCACUCCUUCGUCUGGUACUGGGCCACUCUCGGAUCAUACAAGUGGAUCAGGUUUGAUGCCAUUUGAAAUUUACCCCUUAACAGUCUCCUAAUGUAUUUAAGUAUAUUCAGCAACCCCCUCAAUUCACAAAGCGAAGAAGGAGCGAAAGCAACAACGACGGCGACGUUUACGAAAACGUUACAUUGACUUAAAAAUUGAAUUUGCGCUGCCUCAAACUUUAUUAUGCUUCCUCCAUCUCGUUUAAUUCGUCAAACGUUGGCAAUUUUUUGGAGUCGAAUUCUUAAGGAAUGUAUCAAAGCCUUUGAUUCAGGAAAAGAAAAAGAAAGAUGCUGUCUUGUGUUCCCGUUCUCAGUAAAACGUGAAGUUAGGCACUGUCACGUAGUCGUGCAUCGACGGUAAAGAAAUGUACAAAAAAGCAUUAUGUACGCGUAAAGUUCUUGUUUUUCUAAGCCCAUUGCUUUUCUACCUUACUCAUUGCCGUCUUCAGGGGUCAUUGCUUAAGUUCAGUGCUAAUGACAAGAAGACUGGGAAGCCGAUGAAAUGAACACGAUAUUGUUUUGUUUUGUUCUGUUUUGUGUUUUUUUCUUUAGGUUUGGCUUCUUCGUGCUUCUUCAUUGGGCCACCCCCACCCGAAGAGAACAUUGAUGAGAAUAUUAUAGACGAGAUAGAAGUAGUAACCUUUUCAAUAAUUUGGCUUUAAAUACUGCUGUCCUUUUUAUAGGGCAUAGUCUUUAAACACUGCCCUUUAAGACCCCUUUCUAUUUUUGUACAAUGGAUGGAAUUGAUGGAAACCGUGUUAUUUAUUAAUCUAUUAUAAUUAUUAUAAUUAUCACAUUAUCAUAUGUUUUUUUUCGUUACAGGAAAAUAUUUCUAUAUUGAAGCUUCAAAUCAGGCAACCGGUGAUAAUGCAAAACUGACCUUUACGGUGCCAAGAAAUAAAUCAUCAUGUUGCUUAAAAUUCUUCUAUCACAUGUAUGGAUCAACAAUGGGUACUCUAAAUGUUUUCAGUGGAAAUAAUAAAAUUUUCACCAAGUCUGGAAAUCAGGGGAACUACUGGAAAAGAGUCAAGCGGACAGUAUACCUCAGUGACGUGGUAAAUGUGUAAACGGAUCAAGUUGAAAACUAGUUAUGAUACUAAAUAGCGAUCAACAUUAUACAGUAAUGGGGGAGAGGGGGCGCCGGGGGGGUACUCCUGCCUCCCGUACCUUGCAAUCCCGGAACCCGCCCCCUCUUUUCUUGACUUUAUCCCUUUUUUUUUUCGAUUACAAAAUACUGACCAUUGUUGCGUAAUUUCCCCCCAUUUCUCUCUCUUCUCCUUCCGCUCUCUCCUCUCCCGCCUCGCGUACCCCUCCCGCCCAUUUUCCCCUUGACGUCCACCAAUACAUGAACAUGAAUCGACUGUGGAUUAUCUAUGGUUUCGUUAGCGGAGGGGGGGACAUGUGGGGAAGGUGGUGCAGGGGUCCAAACCUCCCGCCCUUCACACCUUGCACUCCUGACUCCCUUUCCUUUACCUUCAUUUCUUACCCCUAGGGCUUUUGCGAUUGCGAAAUAUUGAGCAUUGUUGCGUAUUUUCCCCGAUUUCUCUCGCUUCCCACCCAUUAAGAGUUCCUUCCUCCCGCCCUUCCCUCUCUCACCUCUCUCUUUACUUUUCUCCUGGACUCCCACAACCCUUUACUUCCCCCGUAUAAAUGGUUUAAUAUAAAGUUGAUUGUGGGGCCUCUGUUGUUUAUUUGCCAUUAUCCAAAAAAAAAAAGUUUAUUGGCACUGCAUCCUUACAGGUGACGUUUGAAGGAAUAAGAGGACCCUCCAUUCAAAGUGACAUCGCAAUCGAUGAUGUGUCAAUAGUAGAUGGAAACUGUCCAGGUGAGAAGUCAAAAUAAUUUGUCAGACGUAAAGAAACUGUGGUUAUAAUUUUUCUCUGGGUAUAGUUUAAUCUAGUGAAGGGAUACAUUUGCUGCCUCGUUGUUUAGCGUUAAUGUCUUGCUUGGCAACUUAACUUAACAUUUUCUCCUUUUAAUCUUACUCCACAUAGUUUUAUUCUUGAAUUGAACACUUUAUUGGACGGUUGCCGUUUCCUUGCCCAUAGUUGAUAAACUUGUCUUGUAUCGAGCAAGAUAUACCAUGAUUUCUCAACUGGUCUUAAAAAUUCCUUUCAUAAACUUUGCUAGAACGCGACACAGUUUCAAAUCAAGUAUGUCAACCGUCGCUUAGUUGAAAGAAACACUUUCAUGAUGCAGUCGAACCUCUUGGUACGAACACCUCUCUAUUACGGACAGUUUCCAAUGUCCUGACAAAAGUCUCAUAUAUUUUCUUAAAAAAAAACAAAAACAAACAAACAAACAAAAAAACUCUAUUAAUACGGACUCUCUCUAAUACGGACAACAGACACUAAAUCUCGGCCCCAGAGAGUAAAUUCAUGUAAAGUUAACCUCUUUAUUAUAGACACUGCGGUGAUCAGGUGAAUCCCGAUUCCCGAUCGGGUGAAUCUCCACAGGGUGAAUCCCGUCCAGUCUGGCUGAUGAGCUACGUCUGAGUCCUUCAUACACUAUGAACUAAAAACCCAUGAAAAUCCGGUGAAUUAAUUCAUGGUAAAUUCACGGGAUUUUAAAAGAUUUUAAUGGUAUUUUCAUGGGAAAUCUUGAAAGAUUUUUCAUGGCAUGUCACCCUGGAAAAAGCAUGAAAAAAAAACAUAAGAAAAGCCAUUUAAAACCCCUUAAUCUUUCAGUUUUCAUGGGCCAUGAAACCCUUAAGUUUGGGGCAAAUCCAUGAAAUACUCAUGAAAACACCAUGAAAAUUUUGGAUUGCUUGUCAUGGCCUUUUAAUGGCUCUGAAAAUGCCGUGAAUUACAAAGAAGGAUUCUCAUGGUGUUGUAUAGUUCAUGGUUUUUUCAUGAGGACACUGAAUUCAUGGAACAUGAAAAAACCAUGGUUAUUCCAUUAAUAUUGAAACAUUAAUAGAUCAUGAAAAAUGUUCAUGGUUUUUUGAUGGCUUUUUGAAGGCCCAUGAAAAUUAAUAAUUCAAUGGCCUUUCACUAUUUUCAUGGCGUAAACAAAAUAUAUCAUGAACCAUGAAAACUACAUUAAAAGUACUUGACUGUUAGCCAUUCUGUUCUGGUCCCCAAAUCAAAUUAAUUCAAGCUCACUAAUGGAAAAUUAAUGAUGAAAACACUAACUAAAUGGGUUGGAACGUAUACUGAACUACAAAAAGCAAUGUACAUGUAUUGACUUUAUUCCACCCUUUCCAUGGCAUUAAAUAGACACUAUUUUUUCCGGUAUCAUUUCAUAUUCAGACUUGCCACUAUAUGUAAUAAUAGUAAUAGAACACUGUUCACAUGAAAAAGUUAAUAUUAAAAAUAUGUAGCUGUUUUUUUCUGAACAGGUUAUAUUCAACUUUAGAAUCUAAUAAUUUCCGGAAUCUCCAAAAUCUGCAAUAUCUUCAAAUAAGGAUUUUAAUUAUAAAAAUGCCCUAUUAAGCCUCUUCCGAGAACAACUCAAUUCAAUAUUUUUGCUUUCUUUCUACCUCACAACUGUAUAAAUCUGAUAUCAAACAUUAAUGGAAUAAGUUUUUAAAAAAAAUUGAGUAGGUAAGCAGCUUUUUUCACUGCAAUAUCUUUACAACUGGAACAUUUUUAAAAAUAAAAUUCUUAUAUACACUUGAAGAAGCCUUGCCUAAUUCCAUCAUAUAAUUUACUAAGAAUCAUUACGUUAAUGACGGCUGGCCAUGAUCAUGAUGACAUAUAAAACUUUCUUUCUUUCGGCGGGUAGAAAUAAUUGUCUCAAACUGUUAUACACAAAUAAUACCUGUCAUAAAAAGGAGUACUUUUUUCUAUGAAACUGUUUACGUAAAAACCCAUAAAACGGCCAUAAAUCGGCCCGUGGACCACACAGGAGAGACGUAACACUAGGGAAGGUAAGCUGUUUUUUUAAUUGAAAUCCUUUCAUUUUCCUGGGUUACAGAAACGAUAGGCCGAUGCUCAUAUUUCGAGCUUGGGCUACCUGUGAUUCAACGGAAGUUCAUUUCACACUUGUCUAUUGGUUCAAAAGCCGCACGCGACACAACAAAUCAAAUCGCGCAUGUGCGAAAGUCACGUGCAAGCCUGGGAACAACAAACAUGGCGGCUAAUCGAGAACGUGCCUCGGCGUUUGGGUCGAAAGAGCUGUUAUUUUCAGCGUUGAUUCAAAUAUUCUAACCCAUUUGAAGUGUUAAAUGCAAGAGGUAAACUUAACAUUGUUUCUUCAAGUUGUGAAAGAAAAUGCUGGACUACAUUAUGAAUCAAAGGUGCUAAGAAAAACGUGUUGUGGACGUUGUUCAUGUUGGACAAGCUCAAAGGUACGGAAAAUUGAUUGAACUGAAGAUACCUUGAGCACACCAAGACCACGCCAUUGCUUAGACAUGAAAUCUGAGUACAACUCAGGCAUGAUAGAAUGAGAAGGACUUAAAUCAUUUACAUAGCUUUUUUUUGUAUCAAUAUAAAGACUAUGUACCGGCAUCUAAAAAUUAUCAUGCAACGGUUUAGUCUGGUGUCAAAUUUAGGAACAAUUAUAUUCACGUUCAAGUGUGAUGUUAUAAUGUUGAAGUUGCUACAUUGAUAAUUGGCUGUAGAACCAUAACAUUAUCGUAUUUUACUAGACACCAGCAAGGCAAUUUUUAAGAUUGUAACUUCAAAGACAGUUUAAUUGAGCCCACAGAGUUUUGUUAAGGUGAUCACUGGUCACUAUUACAGAGACUGGCACUGACUUUAUUCUACUCAAUGCCUGAAAUCAAGAGGCUUCGUUGGUCUUUGAGGCUCAUAGAUGACUGCGUUUGUUGAUUUUUUGUUAGUUAUAUGUGGAAACUGACAGUGGGUCAUUCUUUGUGAAAAAAUAGCAGUUGUAAAGCAUUAAAAGCAAACAGUGUCCAUGGUUCCUCUUUUAUCGCCUGCCAUUUACAGGAAAGAAAAGUUACGCUAAAAAGCAGCUGUUUUCGAUUUUACUUUACUUAAGACAAGUUUGGAUUUGUGUUUACUGUUUGUCGUCUUACAACUUUGUUUCGAUUUUGAAGCCCGAGUGUGGCUAGUCAUCAGAUAACGUGAAAAUUCACGCGCGUAUUUCAGUAACAUACUCGCGAGAGCUCACAUAUAACGUGGCUUUGUUAUCUGUGCUUGGUAACGAAAUUUAUUUCUUUGCAAAAAGGAAGGCACUGUCCCUAAGAAUAGCAAUUUUCCAGCACGGCAAUGUCAGGAAUUUACGUGCUUCAACGGUCUACACGGUCUACACGGUCUAUCACCAUAUGAGAUAAAUAUAAUAAUAUACUGUAUUUCUUACUGUUCCAGAAUUGUAGACCGUGGAUUGACGGUAGACCAUCAGAAAAUAGAAACUAAUGUAGCAUACAACUUUUUCUGCUCUCUAGCUCUAAAGGACUUUAAUAACCAUCCUAUUUUCACCAUACAGAUAAAAAAAGAAAAAACUGAACGGUUUUACUUAAAACAGCGAUAACGCCAUUGCAUAUCAAAUGUCAUUGCGUUACAGAUACAGGGGUGAAAGUGAAUGUUUGGCAGCUUUAUUUGCAACUACAAGUAUAAUAUCUCUAAAUACUAAGAAAAGGAAAAUUAUGCUGUGAUUAUGCAUUCCUACUUCUCAGAGUUUAAUGACAACGCCGAAACUUUAAGCCAUGUCACGGUAGAUAACGGUGCAUGCGUUACAUCAAAACUGAGGCAACAUUUAAAAGUCACUACAUUCUUAAGUGCUUUUUUAGGCAGUUUUCUAUAAAUUACAAUGAUGUAUCGGCUGGGAAAAGCAACAGAAAGUGCCAUUCUAUUUAUUUAUGUCGCUACAGUCUUCGUUUUGGGAAUUUAAGACGUGGAAAUCGCUCUUUGAAGUACACCUUAAAUGAGACAACUAGUUGCAGAAGUACUUGAGACACUGCACCGUAUUAUGGCAUAAAUGGCCUGUCCAUGAUCUUUUGUUUGUGAUUCCCCAUUCACCCUUUAGCGAAGUUGCUAGCAGUACAAGCCCAUGCUCAAAACUUCGAGGAACAACUUUGAAUGGGAGGGAGGAGGGAGGUCAGUAUUAUAUCUCACAGACCUGUCACCCGGAGCGAUUUGAAGCAAGAAAGGUCGUUUUUUCCUGGGAGUGUCUCAGUAUUUUUGCAACUGGUCGUAGCAAGUUGUUAUAAAGCCCAGUCGCUGUAUACCAAGCAACGAUUUUCCGAAAGGUUUACAGAGGAACGGAACCGACUUUUUGAAGGCUUCAAUAACUAUAGAUAGAAUAAAGAUCUUUUGUAUUACAUUUUUACUCUGGUUACUGUGUACUGCAUUUGCAAAAUAGCGAAAGACGCUUUCAACUCUUUAUGUGCAGCUUGCGCUGUAGCUCGUUUCGUUUUAAAACAGUUAUUUUUCUGUAGCUGAGAUGUACAAAAGACGAGCGUUAGCCUGGUUUUAGCUAAUGAACACUUAAAACUGUAAGUGGAGUAAUAAAAGUUACGUCAUCACAUUGACCUCCUUUAUACUGACACCUCUCCAAUACGGACACUUCGCUCUGUUGCUUCGGUGUCCGUACUAAAGAGAUUUGACUACAGCAUUCUAUGUUUUUUAGGCUGUGGUGGUGCCUUGAAUAAAACGUCCGGGGUGUUGUACAAAGCUAUUGGUGGAGACCAAGCCGACGUGCACUGCGUCUGGAAAAUCGGCAAGGCUGGAGUGAGGGAUGCAGUUGCACUUUUUGGUUUGGAAAGUAAUUGCAGGUAAUAAAAGGCUUUGAGUUGCUCAAACAUAGGUCUUCACUGAUAGAACCACUAGCCUAACUUAAAGUUAUUCUGCAAAGGCCCUGAGAGUGUUGUGCAUUUUUCUUGUUAUCAUAUACAGCGGUCUGAAAGAGUUACGUCCUCUGAAAAAUAAAUGAAAACAAGCGCCAUGUCUUGGUCAAUAAAAUUAUUCGAAUUUGUCCUUCCAUUUACGUACGCUAGAUCUAUUUGAAGAAAAUGUUGCGCUCUACUUUCUCAAUACUGUUUUAUUGUAUGUUCGUGUUGUGUCGUGGGCUUAGUUUGUAAUUUAAACAUGUUAUAUUGCAAUAAUAAUGAUAAUAAUAAUAAUAAUAGUAAUAAGAAGAAAAUGAAACUAUAAUAAAACCAAUCUUUAUUUAAGUAUCAGAACAAUAAGGAAUAUUUACAAUUUCAAAUUAUGUCGUAUUGUUUACAAAUUAAAAACUAAAUAUAUUUCCACGAUAGAAAACAACUUACAAUUGAGAAUAAUUUAAAAGUGGGAAAAGAAAAAUCAAGCAUUACUAAGAAAAAACUAUCAAAAAUCUAGGCCUAAAAUUAUGAGUGCAGAUGUAGACCAGCUACUGCGAAAGUGAAGUCUUCUGAGACCUCAAGUGACUUGAAUGGAUAUCUAGAACCUCUGACGCAUCUGUGUACAGUUCUUAAUAUAGCAAAUGAGAGCUGUAUUCGAAGCCAGGAAAUAACACUUAACGCUGGCACAGGGUUCAUUGUUUUCAGUCGAAAGCUUAUUUGCGAGAGUUCUUAAAAAGUUCUGACAGUCGAGUCCCAUGCCCCCGUUUGUACCAAACACCAGUGGUGUAAAAGUUCCCAUCUCUACAUCCAUCACUCUCUGGUUGUAUUUCCUCUUCUUCUCGCUUUCUCUCUCUUUGAAGAUCGUAGCUGUGUACUUGCCCUGGUUGGACCGGGAGUUAACAUGCGUUACACGUACGUCAAAGAAUGCCGUUACUCCUGGUGUCCAAAAACCUCCUGCUUUCAUAUCCAGCCUCGCUUCUCGAUCUGUAACAGUGGACUGAAGGUUGAAUACGUCUUUGUCGUGUGGUUGCCGGAGUGGCUCUGUCUCCACAUUUCUUCACACUUUACUGAUAUGUGAUGUCAGAAGAUCUCGGAUUGUAUCAUGUCUCUGAGCUGUAAAACCUCCCUUCUUACAUGACAACGCAUGGUUGACAGUAAAUAUUUCUCCCCUAGCACAGUAACUAGGGAGAUUAGGCAGAGGGAGGUUGUAGCGAAGGCAAAGGGAGUCCCUAAACUACUGCUUGUUCAAAGCCAGUCCGUGUUCUUCGAUUGCAAUAGCGUUAAGCCUCGAGCUGGCUCCCUUGUCCCUUGUCUGCUGCAGCGCUUGGAGUAGAUCAGGAGACAACGAUUCGUCAAUCCUGUCAAUCCGGGUCUUUGCAGCGGCUCUCCUUUUAGCAUUGAUUUCACACUUCCUUUCCUCCAUCAACUCAAGUACUGGAAUGGUGGAGCUUUGAGUAACAAUAGAAUCGACGUGUGGUGCUGUCAUAUUAAGCGAGGCAUUGAACUGCUCCAAACUUUCGCGCUUAAGAUCGGGAAUCCUAAUCCCGCCCUGCGCAGGUGAUAGACUGACAAGUUCCAUAAGUUCUUCAGGAAGAGGUUCCGCUCGUCCAAAUAAUGAAGAAAGAAAGGACGUGUGAAUCACUUCUUCGGUGGGGUCUACAUACUCUUCAAACGAUUCGAUGGUGCGCAGGUAAUACGUGAAUUUGGAUUUAAAUCCUUUAGUGAAAGCUGAUAAUAAAAAUGAUAAUAAAAAUGAUAAUAAUAAUAAUAAUAAUAAUAAUAAUAACUAAAAAAAUAAUGAUAAUAAUAUUGAUAUAAUGAUAAUGAUAACAUAAUGAUAACGAUGAUAAUAGUGAAAAUACUAAGAUAAUGAUAAUGAUGACCAUGACGAUGAUGAUGACUUUUACGUAAACGUUAACGAUAACGAUAACGAUGGCGUUAAGAAAGCGAUGGCAGAGACGAUAACAAGAACUCAUCACAGGUGAGUUACAGAUCGGAAUGUUUCCUUAGAAUUUUUUUUUUUGCCUGAAUCCUGAACCAAAUGGACAAGUUACGAGUAACCGUUUCCUCUUGACUUUCUUCCUCUUUGCUCAUUUAAGGUCAUAUAUCGUUAAUUUCUUAGCAGGUUAUGGCCAAUAUCAGUGCAAAUUGUUGGUUUUCACAUGACAUCACUAAAAUUCAAACUACAAAACUAUCGAUCCUACUGAGAUUUUACUUUCAUGGUGUAUUAGAGCAGCCCAAAACUAAUUUUCAAACAAACUUUCGGUUCAAAAGGGUUCUUGGUUUGGUAAUAGAGUACGCUUGAACUCCUAAGCUUUUGCGUGACGCAGCAUUUACAUGACGGCCGAGAGAGCUGUCAUUUAGGUUAAAAAAGUGACUUUUUUUCGAGGAAUUUUGCUAUCUAAACAGUUCAAGUAUUAGAAAAAGUAUUACUUUAAUGAUUACCAGUUCCUCUAGGAGAAAAUUCACGCUUUUGUAGCAAAACUCGGUAACAGAUGUUUCUGAUGGUUUCCGUCGUCCAUGUUGGAGCUCAUCCAGAUGAGCUCCAGCAUGGCGUCUCCAUGCAAAGCUCUAUAAAUUUGGGAAAAACAUUUCCUCGGAUAUCUCGUAUACUAAUUAUUCCUUCGACCCAAAUCUUGGUGAGGGUCUUUGUAUAGUUACCUCCUUUCAUUUCCCAGAUUCUGGACUUUAUCUGUCGAAUGGGUUUGAUUUUUACUUUGAUGUAUUUUGAAUGGCGUGACACUGAAAACCAGCAAUAGGAAUAUGUGCUCUCUGUGAUACCAAUUUUAAGGCUCAUAUUUCCUUUUCUUUUCUUUUUUUUUUUUUUUUUUUUUUUUUCAUUUAGUGAACACGUUAAGCUACUUAGACCAGAUGGCUACGAAGUUUUUAACCAGCGAGGCUGUAAUUCUUCUUACCCCGCUGGCACUUCUCUUGAAGUCCCAUUUGGAGACGCACAAUACCUCAUACUUGAUAUAUCUCUGGAACAUAGAUGGAGCGUGGCUAACGUCAAGUACAGUAUAGUGGGCCGAACACUUUACUCAGGUUCGCAACCCAUGGCAUUCCAAAAAUUACUCACAUUACAAGUAAUACUAGGUAUUUCACUAAAGGGGAAUAGGACUCUGUCUAAUUAACGGUCACUUUCAUAUAAUAUUUAUUAAAAUGCAUAUUAUGGCUAACGGAUAUCGCUAAUUUUCGACCUGUGAAACGUAUCCGUUUGAACCUGAACACCAAUUACGCAUUCACCCUUUAAAAGUAUUUCUGCUUGCGAAAGAUGUUUCUAUUUUUGUGCGUAUGAAGAAGAAACUUUGCUUUGUCACUGUUAUCUUUAACUUUCGCACACAGACAACUUACUUGCAAAUUUUAUUUACGUUAUCAAGACUUGUGAAACUCUAGAUUUUAAUUCAUCCUUAAAAAUGAAACAUUCCUUCUUAUUCUCAUUGUUUUACACUUAAAGACGUUGGUAAUGAAUAUUAUUGUGCCGAUGAUCAUAUUAUGAUGAUGAUGAUGAUGAUGUCGAUGAUAAUGAUCAUGAUGAUAAUGGUAAUUUCAUUUAGUAUCAUUAGCGUUAUCGGCAUUAUCAUCAUCAUCAUCAUCAUCAUUGCACCGUCAUCAUGAUCAUCAUCUCCAUUAUUAUUAUUCAUCCACAGCUCAAAUAGUGCCUUCAUGGAAUUUUACCAUCAUCAACAAGACAUCAACGUCAUUAACAGUACGGUGGUCAAACUUCCCUUUAAGUGUUCCAAUCCAGCGUUUAUCAGUGAAGUAUAAGGACAAGAAUUCAAACGUCAGCUUGAUCUACCACGUCUCAAAUUGGUAUAAUUCACAUUACACUGGCAAUGUACUUAAAGCUUACAUGUUUUACGAGGUUUAUGUCGUUGCUGUAUCUUCUGUAAAUGGGACACUGUACUCCAGUGAAGCAAUAACUGCAAGAACUAACGAAGGAGGUAAAUAUGCAACGACCAAAAAUCAAUCAAGUAUCACAUAAACAAACAAAUAAAACCUAUGAACCAUCCCAUGCGAUGCUCACGUCCAAUAUAACUGCGGUCGUACUGUGAGUAUGAUCAUUUUUCUUAAUAAAACAAAAACAUUUGCUUUUUGAUCUCAAGAAAGGAGAGGCUUUCAAAACGCUUUUUUCUCUAUUUGAAAUUUUCGUUUAACCUCUCUGAAUAUAGUCUUCCAGCUGAGGUUUGGUUCGCCAUGCAAGGGAUGCGUGACGAAAUCCUAAGAAUGUCUCUGUGGUAGGCUACACUGAGUUUGGAGAAAGGUUAAUUUCAUACCUGAAGAACAAAAACUUGUCGGAGAUUUAUAAUAAAUCAUUUUUCCUGUUGAGAGUCAUUUCUGCACGAUCACUCCCAAUUUUUUCAAAAUCUUUAGAAACUUCUUAACGGUUUGUUUUUGUUUUUGUUUUUGUUGUUGUUGUUGUUGUCUUUAAUUUUUUAGUUUGAGACCAUGCAAACUAACAGAAAGGAGUGUCGCUUUAAGUUGUGAUUAGUGAGCCGGGCCCAAGUUGUUCAAACGCUAGAUAGCGCUAUUCACCGGAUAAAUCAAUAUCCAGCGGAUCGAAGUAUAAUUGGGAAACCAGUAGGCCAUUUUACAGUUGUGUGCUCAGUGUCCUGGCCUUUGAAUAGAAGCUAGGCUUGUGGUGGCCUUGUUUUGUUACAGACCUUCUUGUUUUUCAUAUGUAAAUGAUCAUGUUCACGGGAUUGUUAGCAUGAGAAUAUCACGGUUUGCAUACGAAAAGCAGGAAGAUCUGUAAUAAAACAAGGUCACUGCCAGCCUCGCUUCUAUCCAAAGGCCAGGGCACUGAGCAUACAACUGUAAUAUAUAGAUUUGGCCAGGGCCAAAAGCGAAGCUCCCGUUAAUAGAUCCAUAAUUUAAAUCAAACUAUAAACUUGUAAUCCACAGAUCAGGGCACAUUCAUGUGACUUUUGAGGCAAGGCUAAGUGAUUUUAGAGAAAAAUAAUUUGACAGUCCAAGAGUGAAAUAAAUUUUACAUCGAGUUAAUAGUCCUAUUUGUACACCCAAAAAUAGCAAUCAUGUUCGAUCACAGUAGAUUAGGCCCGGAAAACAAAUAGACCUAUUCGUGUAUUUUAUUUGCAUUAGCUGUUGCAUCAUAAUGUGGCAUUCACCAGUCUCUCCAAGAGUGCUCCGUUUGAGAGACUAUGGAAAAUUGGACAACCCCGAAUAUAAUCUUAAGAAACACACGCGCCACGAUAGUCCUUGGUGGCAGCUAAUUUACGCGUUGCAUUUCUCUGUCUAAAAGGGAGGCCAAAAUAAAUAGGAUAGUUUACCAAAUUUUGUUACCCAUGGUGCUCCGCUGCGCGCGCUUCGCGCGCGCGAGAGCUCGCCUAAAAUGGCCUAUUGCGUUGACCACUGAACAGAGAUUUGUCCAGUAGAUAGCGCUAUCCACCUUUUGAAUAGCUGGAGCCUGGUGUGUAACCUUUAUUUUGAUAUUGAGCUUAAGUAUCACUUGGAUAUCAGAAACCCCUCAUGACCAAAUGAAGGAAAAUUUCUUCUCUUUGGCGUACCUUCUCACUAAUAUCAUCAUUUGUUAAUGUUUUAACUUUCCCAGUACCAAGCGUUGCACCCUCGGGCUUACGAGUUUCUACGCUGCAUUUCACUGAAUUAAAGGUACAAUGGAAUCCAAUACCUCAGCAUAGUGUAAAUGGGCGACUACUGGGAUAUGUAGUCAACUACGAAGAGUAUCCCUAUUAUCGGUAUGGCACGAGACGAGUCAACACGAGUAGCCCGGAUGUCCGUAUGGUGGUAUUGAGUGGUUUGAAGGCAGCACAUUCCUACAGAGUCUGGGUGGCUGGGUUCACGCGCACAGGAACUGGACCUCAGUCAUCUAAAUACUCUGUCAUUACUGGUAAAUUGAACAGAUCGACAACAAAUCUUAUAGACCAUAGAGACAUUUUUUUCUGCCAGAACGCGCCUUUGUGGAAAUCACGCGUUGCAAUAAGAGAUGGCCCCCAGAAUAAAGAAAUUUAAGCAGCCAAUUUGGUCCUUUCCUUUUACAGGGCUGCAAGUGAACACCCGUAGGAUUUUGAAAGCAAUCCUUUUUUUUUUCAUCUAAUAGCGGUUUUCAGUACAGAACAGUACCAAAAAGUAGGCCAAAAAGGGUACAAGUUAAGUUCGAUCAAUCAGAGCGAAUAACUCAGCAUCAUAAUUGAGAGCAGCCUGGAUACUAUAUUAUAGCCUCAAAUUAGUGAUGUAUCAUCGGAAGUGCUCAUGGGUUACCCAUGGAUGUUUAUUAUGGCGGCUUGAAAAAGAUGAUUGGCCCCUUUCCUAAAGAAAAAAAAAGAUGGCCCUUAAAAGGGAUACUUCAGGGGCCACUUUGUCUUUCAAGUCAAACUUUCUGGCUGUAACACUGCACAGACCUGACAUUAGAUUGUUCAAAACUCAAGUGUCACCACAAACUGUAGGCGAAUGCUUUCAUAGCCUGCAUGAACACGUCUCCUAUUUUCUUUGUUGCUCGACGAUCGAGAUGUCUGUACGCAACCUAGUGUGUUUCACUGCAAAGUGUUUUAUACAUUUUGACGUCAUUUUAAUGGUCUAUGAAUGUAAACAGCAUGAAAAAAAUGUACAUUGUCUUUAAAAUAACAUUGACUGUUUUUCACUUGAAUUUAUUAAAUUGCUCGCGAGAGAUAAACUGCACCUUCAUGACGUCAUUUCCAUGGUUUAAACACUCGCAAGUCCGUUUCAGAUGACGCGAUACUGUCAAGCCAAACUCUAUUCAUAAGUGAGAGUUACAUUAGAAUACAUUUCGAAAGUUGCUUUCUACUUUUAUUCCUUGUUUUUGUCAAGAGCUAUUUUAUUGGACGUCUGAAACCAAGUUGGCUACAGUCGAAGUGUUUCAGUUGAGCCAGCUUAGCCCGGCAGUAGCAUGCCGUUUGAAACAGACCUCAUAGACCACUAGUUCGAAAUAAGCGCCAGAAAUCCUUUUUCAUUUUUUUUACUCUAGAAUGCACUAUGUACUAGUGACUGCUAGCAGUCUGCUUCUUUGCAAAAAAUAGAACGUUAAGAUAUAUCAUACAUCAUAUUUAUUAUUCCGACCUGAAGAAUAGUCUAUUCUAUAGUAAUUCCAGUCAUUUUUACAACUGGUAUAAAUUGGUUUUGACACAUCGUGGCGAAAUCGCAGUAUGUUUAGAAUGAUUUAACUAGAUUGAAAAUAAAAAACUGAGUUAAACUUCAUCAAGCAACUAAAUUUUCUUGUUUUCUUACUGUCAAUUAGGUUGCAAAGGAUACACAGAUCGGUCUUUUGGCCUCUUAGAGAUUGGUUCCAACGGGCGCCCGAGCUAUGUUACAUGUACCUUUGUGAUUCGCAGAGGGGGCAUAAAUCAGGCAGUUGCGGUAGUGUGGAUACAAGAUUUGGUAUUUUACGGGUACUACGUGAAAUUGUUAUCUCUGAUUACUUAACACCUUUCUCCAAGAUUUGUUUGAUAUUGUAGGGUUGUCUUUAACAACCUUGGACAGGCCAAAUGGAUCAUACCCUACAGAUUAUGUAAUUUUGCAAUGGAGGCUCGCAAACAAUCGACGCAUGUCCCCAACUUUUGGCAAAGUUUUGAAUGGCGCGAAUUGUACAAAAAAAAAAUGAAACUGCGGAAAUGUUGAUGUACCAAAAAUAAAUGAAAAACUUUUCUCGUUUAAAAGCUUUCAUUUGUUGUAAAAAAAUGGCAUAGCUGCUGACCACGUGAUUGAAAGUAAAGUAGUUAUUCUCCUUUUUUGAAUAGAGCGUUUCUAGCUCAUACUUUUCCAUCGUUUAACAAUGCAAUGGCCGUCUCCGCCUAGAAAGAGUUUUGAGAUCUAAAAAUUUUGCUACCAUGGCAACGUGACAUCACUUUUCUUUUCCCUGCUGUUAGGAAACAUAACCUAUCUAUCAGUGGUUUAAAGUUUUUUAUUAUUAUUAUUAUUUACCUGUUUAUUAUUAUUUUUAUUACGUUUUUCUUCUUAUAUUUAGGGAAUAUGUGAAAAUAACUGGUGGAAAUGGAUCGCUGGUUUGGCAGGGCGGAUAUUCUUAUUCGCCUGAUCUGCGAUCUUUCGGUCAGGUUGGAUUUGGAAAUGCCAAUGACAUAACUGUUCAGAUACAUUUAAGCAGCUACAGUCGCCUCAAGCUUCAAUACGGAAUUAUGAAGCAAGGUCUUUUCUCAGGUUAGAAUCCUUACAUCUGCUAAAUGAAUAAAUGAUAUAGGUAGAUAAAACUCUCUGUUAUAUUAAGUUUGGCAUAUAUUAUUAUUCUAGAUAGGGUGCCAAAAGCGAAACAACAAUAGUUUCCGUAACACCAAGAAACACCCCAGCUAAUUGAGAAGAUUUGUAUGCGUUUCCCUUUUUGUUAUUACUUUCAUUUAAAAUUAUUGGUCUAGUUGCACUCACUGAUUCGAGCAAACGUUGCACAGCCUCCAACAGAUCUUGACAAAAGCUUAGUACAAUGGAACCUCGGUAUCACGAAGGGUCAAUGAACUGGCAAAAUUUGUUCACUAUAACGAGUUUUUGUGUUCGCGAGGUUCUUUUCCAUAUAUGUUUCUGUUACUAAGGCAAAUUAAAGAAAAUCGUUCGUUAUACUGAGGACUUCGUUCUAUAGAGGUUCGAUAUUUCGGGGUUCUACUGUAAUAUUCAUACAUGCAGAUAUCGGUUGAUUUAUGUAUCAUUUUUUAAGCUUUACUUAUUAACUGGAAUGUGACCGUUGACAACACCUCGAGAACUUCGAUGACAGUUCACUGGGAGAAUUUAGCACCGCUCAUCAACGACACCGUACUCUAUUAUAUCGCAACCGCCCACCAUGGUAACCUACCAAGAGCAGCAGUCGUUUCAGGAGAUUUAUACAGUGCAAACUUUCUGGGGCUGUCAACUUACACAGAAUAUCAAGUAAACGUCGUUGGAAUAAGCAGCCAUGGUCAACCCUACAACAGCUCAAACGUCACAGCCCUAACAGAGGGAGGAAGUAAGUGUUGUAUAACGUUUUGGGCAAAACACGUCACGCGACGCCACGCCACGCCACGCUACGCCAAGAACGAAAACAAUACUUUAUUUCACUGUCACUAGGUUAUCGUUUCUCAAGAUAAGACAUAGAACCAUUGUAACUUCCGUUAAAGUUUCUCUCUAGUAGAUUUCUUGAUGGUAUGGAUUGCAAUUACUUUUUUGCUCUGCAUAUGACACAAAUAUGUGACUUUAAUAAUAAAUCGGCAUGCUGGGGUCCAUGUCAAAUAUAGGGAAAGUUAAAGGAAAAAACGAAAAUAAGCAAGGGAUAGUAAAUGUAUUCGUAAGCUACAGAAAAAAGUCCGUACUGAAUAAUUAUUACAGGGUGUAUGUGCAUAUGUACCGAUUAUACAGUGGUUAUUUAACAAUUAUUCUUUGAAAUCGAGGUGAACAAUGGCUCAAUAUUUACCGAGUUGCGAUAGCGGCGAGGUAAAUAUUCCCAAAGCCACUAUUCACCGAGAUUGAGAAGAAUAAUUGUUUUAGUAUAUACUCCCGAAGUGAUAUCAACAAAAUCAGAGAGGAAACCAUUAAAAAAUACGAUUUGAUUGACAGAUCAAAUCACGCGUACGUUUAAAAAAUAGAUCUUUGCAGAAUUUUCAAACAUGGCAUUUCACAAGUUUAUCAUUUUGCAAACAACAACGUAAUGGCUUAAAUGGAACCGCUAAAAGUUUGGACUGUUUCCUUACCUAAGAAGAAAAGAGCUUUGUUGUAUUCUGUUGACUCGCCAAGUUUAUAGCCAAAAGGGUUUGUUGUGUCGUUCUUCGCAUGAAGUGCUGACAAAAAUGGCGGCUCGGUUGUUUGGGGUAAGACGUCGUCAUCCUGUAUCAUUCGUUUUUUUUUUUUUGCAAACGUUUCCUUUUAAAUUUGUUUUUCAUAAAUAAACUUCGAUUUUUGAGCCAAAAUGUUUCUUGUUAGAAAACGCUGAGUUCACGAAACGGCUUCUUCUACGCGAAUAUACGGGAAUUGUAAACAAUCCAUCGAGCACAAAACUCAGCUACAGUAAAUUGAAAAACACCGUAUUGAAUCCUUCCAAGUCUUUUCUUGCCUUAAAUAAGUCUGCCCUAGGAUUUUGUCGACUUAUAAAAGAUCAUUCUCUAAAAAAAAAAAAAAAUGGGAAAAACACCGAGGUCACACAUUAUCCACUCGCUAUGAGGUGAUUAUUGUUGAAUAGUUCUAGAUAGCGAACCAAUCAGAUCGCUUAAAUCACUAAGACCACUGAGUGUGUAUAUACUAAAAUAUAAUAGUUAAUUAUAGUAACUGGUAUGUGUAAUCAAGUGGUGACUACUGAAAUUUGGAAAUAAUUCAUCACGACUAGGAGGUGAAUAUUGUUGAAUAGUCCGAGAUAGCUGUCACCCAGGAUUCACGGGAGAUGGUCAUACCAUUUGAUUACCUAAUAAAUAAAAAUUAUUCUCCGAAGUGGAGGUGGCUAGAGGUAACUAGUUACCAAGGCCGCGAAGUGGCGAGGUAACUCUCUACCACUAGCCACCGACACUGAGGUGAAUAAUUGUCUUAGUAUAUACUAAAACAGUGAGCUAACUGAGCACAAAAAUGAUGAUUUUUAACUCAUUUACUGUUGCCAACGAUUACAAUUUUGGCGCGCAGUGACCGAAGAGCCGCGGUCGUCGCUUUUCUUGCAGACAAAUGAAACUUUUGAAGGCAUUUCUUUAGCUCUUGUGGGGAAAUUUCCUCAUUGAGUAGCCAAUCAGAGCGCACGAAAAGCACUAUCCACUGUUUUAGUAUAUACUAAAUAGAUUUAGCCAGGGCUAAAAGCGAGGCUGUCUUUAAUGUUUUUAGUUUCAUUCAACAAAAUAAUAUAUAGAUUUAGCCAGGGCUAAAAGCGAAGCUCCCAUUAAUAAAUUUAUAUUUUAAAUCAAAAAAUAAACUUGUAAUCCACAAAUCAGUUAACUUAAGGGCACAUUCAUGUGACUUUUGAGGGAAAGGAUAAGUUAUUUUAGAGUGAAACAUCUUACAUCGAGUUGAUAGCCUAAAUAUAUGUACACCCAAAAAAUAGCAAACAUCUUCUAUCACAUUCAAGAGCCAUAAUGGCUCUUGAUCACAGUAGAUUAGGCCUCGAAAACAAAUUCUUGGAAAACAAAUCAGGCCGCAUUUUUUUGCGUUCGACAGGUUUACUUUACAAACUCUUGCCAACAAAUCUGAGGUUGUGUAAACCAGCUUUUUAUACUUUUUAUACAUCACAUCUGAGGUGAAACAGUACUUUUUAUCAUACAGACCUCGGACAGAAUACGGCAUUUCACAAUUUUUCAAUAUUCAGGACGAUCAAUCGUGGGCUUUUAGCGAAACCGUUCAAAAAAUUUCCAAAAUCACCCAUACGUUCAGCCGGUUCUCAUUUUUAGUGCGAGCUGUCAGUGUGGUCGAGUGUUUGACUGAACUUUAAUGGAGAUACGCUUCAACAUUUUUGUUAUUUAAUGGUUCCAGUUAUAACGAUGUGUAAUCUUAUAAAGCGUUUGAUACGCGCUACAUUUCUAAGUACUUCUGGGAUGUUCAUGAACGAUGAAAACAAACACCACGGACAAGCGAUUAAAAUUGCAAGAGAGACUACUAGCAAUCAAUAAAAAAAUAUAUAAUUCGGUAAAACAUUUACAGAGACAACAAUUUUCAUUCACGAAGACAAGUAUUAAAGUGUGUCUAAAAAUCCUGAGUCUUUAAGCUCAAAGCUUAAGCUUAAGUUUAUUUUGUUUUACUUUCAGCCGGCCUCUCGGUGUUUGCUUUUUUUUUCAAAGAUGAACUCCUGGAAACAAGAAAAUCACUCAAAGGUUUCUUUCUACAGCCAAAUUUAUAACUAAAUAUUCUUCGGAACGUUUUUUUCUUUUUUCUAUUUGCCGUGAGAAAAUAUAUCUGAAGGCCUUUUAAAGUUCUGUAAGCUUAUAUCAAACCUGAUACUAGAUCCGAUCAUUGACUCAAAUCUCAACAAACGUGCAAAAACUUGCCGCAUAAACUGUGCUCGACUUCAUGAAAUUGGAUGUAACAAAAACAAACAUUAAAUACAAUAGUUACUCAGGCUUACCAUUCGAGAUUCAGUUCCUGAAAGAUAUCAAGGAAAGCCAUAGUUGCUUGAGACUUUUAAACCCUCUUACGCAUUGAGCAAAGUGAAAGACGAAAACGAUGCCAUCCGAAAUCGGAUUACCAAAUUUUGACAAGCGACGCAUUUCUCAACCAAAAACCCAAUAAACAAACCAGCCAUGGAUAAGAGAACACUCUUGACAGCAGCUGUAUUUCAUUUUGUACAUCCGGUGGAAAAAGACAGUUAAAAACAUCACAAGUUGACACAAAACUCUGUCAGCUUUUACUGUCAAGGUAAACAACUUUCAAGAUGCUGCAUAAAUUUUCCGCAUGAACUCACCUGUCAAAUUUUGACCAAUCAGAGUACAAAAAUUGGACGUAGAGCGUGACCAACGCGUGACCAUGGUAAGAAAAGUGGUCGGAGGUCAGUUUGAAAUCAAAAUCUUGACAGUGCGGGGCCGUAGUGACAUAAACACAACAUAUUUCAUAUGAAUCAUUGGAAAAAAUAAACUUGAGCCUGCGAUCAUUUGAAACUGGUAAUUUGUCAGCGGAUAACUUCAAAAACGUACUAGACCUCGAUGGGUCGACACUUGAGCCCGCGGUACAGUCAGGUGAUACUGGUCAGCGGAUAUCCUGUUUUGACAGCUGUCAAUUGAUCACAACAUUGAUGUGCAAUUAGUUUUCUAUUGGGCUCCCAAACUAGCUAGAAAGUGUGAGAGUAAACAUUGGUUCCCCUGUGGUACGGACGGACGGUCGUACGGUCACGUGAUUACCAAAUUUUCUCGGAUGGGUAGAUUACCACAUUUCCUUAGCUAUGGGGCUCCGUCCACGCGCGCGCGAAUCAUGCAAUUUUGUAGCGGUGGGAAGAAAAUGAGAAAUCCUAGUGGCCACCAAGGUGAAAAUGAGCGGCAGUGAAAAAAGUUGAUUGUUGUUGUUGUUGUUUUUUUUUUUUUUUACCGUUCUCGUUGUCUUCGUUUCUGUAGCAUUGCAUGAUUUGUUUAAUUAAUUAUUACAGUAUUAUAUACUGUCAUUAACUUAGUAUGGGCCAAAAGAGUACACUUAUUUUUACUACAUUCAAUCACCUUGUUUUGUUUUUAGUUCCCAGAAGAGCACCAUCUUAUAUCAUGGUGACUAACCUACGGUUUGAUCAAGUUAAAGUACAGUGGGAUCCUCUCCCUCAGCAAUUUGCCAAUGGGCGUCUCCUUGGAUACACAAUCUACUAUCACGAGUAUUAUUACCCGUAUACGAAAAAAUCGCUGAAAACCAGGAGUCCGUAUGUUAACAUGGUGAUAUUAAGAGGUCUCAAGGCAGCAACUCGCUAUAAAAUAGCCGUAGCAGCCUUUACGCCUAAAGGCGCGGGAACCCAGUCGUAUUGGCAGUACAUAACAACAGGUGAUAUUUUAUGUCAUAACGCUGUUAAAUUUUAGUUAUUUAUAGAAUUCUGAUUUGCGUUAAUCCCCCAUGCACAGAGUCUUUCUCUCAUACUCAACCUCAUAUACUAACUGUUGAAAUGUUUACGAAGAGAGCGAUGGAUUCAGAACAAACUUUUAUGCAACUGCGUGACGCGACAUAUACAUAGCGGCCAAUAGAACUGUCACGUAGGGUAAACGAACAGUCAUUUUAUGAUAAAAAUCAGCGAUAAAAGGCCACGACGUUUCGACUCCGUUUCGACCUACAAUCGGAAACCACCUGAGGGAUCAGUACAACAUGUCCCCAAAUGAAUUUGCGCGAAAUUUUAGAAUGUUAAAAAAGUGCCACAACAAACUUGAUUGCCUUAUUUUUGAAAUUCUUUUUAUCAAAGAACUGAAACCAACUCUGAACAGAAUGAUUCCAUCCGCGCUUAAUUAUUUGUUUACAUCGGCUUUAAUUAGCUUUAAGUAGGUCUCGUUUUCGAUGUUAAAUUGCAAUAUCGGUCAAUUUACGCAACUUUUAAACUGCUGGCUCAGUUUUCGUUUGCUUCUGUUUAGAAAAUGGAAUAAUAAUUACUUAGGGGUAAUAGAGUGUAAAGAUUUGUGGAGAAAAACAACAAAAACUUGCAGAUCUAUAGCGAAAAAUUUACUUUAACAACGACCUAAAAUAUUCAAAACGCUCAGAUUACGUGACUGAUGACGUCAUGUCCCUCUUUUGGUAACGAAAAAAAUUGUCAGGUAGAACAUUACUUUCCUGCAACUUUUCUCUGCCGUGUGAUGAAACGUCAAUUCUCUACAGCCCUCGGCCUAGUUUCCCGCCUUUUUGCGCUUAUGCUCAUUCCCCCUUUAAAUUUUAAACUCCGGACGUAAACUGGUUAUUUUUAAAUGCUCCACACAACCAAAACCUCAAAAUGCUAUUUUAUUUUAACCCAAUGAUGAGAUCUUGUCACAGCAACAAAAAACCCUAAUUCAGCAAUGGUCACGUGACUGAUGGCGUCAUCACCCUAGGUGUGACAUGAGGAGAUAUUUUAUGGCAAAUAUUUUCUUGUUAUGGUCUAACAUUCUUCUACGUAUAAAAUUGUCAAAGUUGCAAAGCUUUAAAAAAAAACUUGCCUCAAAGGAUUCUGGGAUAAUUUUUAUGAUAAUUAUAAUAUACUUUUAUAAUUAUUAUUUAUUUCCAUGUUUUAAAAAUAAUUUAUCACUUAUCGUUUACACAUUGUAUCGCUUUUUGUUGUUCAUUGUAUUCUUACAUUUUAAACUAUUUUAAAACCGUUGUAAUAUGUAGUUAUGAAACUCGCACUUGAAAAUGACCUCGGUGAGGUCGAGACAUUAGGGCCAUUUAUACGAGGAAAAAUAAGACGCGUCUUACAUAAGACGCGUCUUAAAUAAGACGCGAACUGUACCAUUUAUACGAGCAUGUCUUAUCUAAUAAGACGCGUCUUAGCUAAGCCGCGUCUUAUUUUAGACGAAAUGUGCCAUUUAUACGGAAAGUUCGCGUCUUAUGUAAGUCGCGUCUUAUUUUUCCUCCUAAACGGUCAUUGUGUUUGAAAAAAAUAACGUUAUUUUAAUGUUUAUGAGUUCUUCGAGAGAUAAAUGCACGCUUUUACAGCAAACCUCAGUGACAUAUGUAUCUGUUCGUUUCCGGCCGCCGUCUUGGACCAGCAUGGCGUCUCCAUACAAAAUUCUAUAAAUGUGGGUAAAACAUUUCUCUGAAUUUCUCGCAUAUGAAAAAAUGUACCAACCUGAAUCUUGGCGAGGAUCUUAUUUAUCUCCUUUCAUUUUCCUGUUUCUGGACCAUAUCUAUUGAACGAUUCCUUUAUUUUUGAUGGCCUGACAUUAAAAACCAGCAAUAACAGGGGACAUUGCCCGUUUGCUUUGCAGGUUGUGGAGGCAACUUAAAUGAAUUGUUUGGGAACUUUCAAGUCGGCCGAAGAUAUUACUCUCAUACGCUACUAUGCAACUGGAAAAUUGGAAAUGCAGGGAUCAGCCAAGCUGUUGCACUUGUAUCAUUACGGGAACUAUCUCUGUCUGAUUACCGGUGA
Messenger RNA from Porites lobata, 44399 nucleotides. Lineage: Eukaryota; Metazoa; Cnidaria; Anthozoa; Scleractinia; Poritidae. The record is from the annotation of a GenBank genome assembly.